UGUGGGUUAAAACAAAAAUAAAAUUGUUUUUUUUUUGCAAUCUCAACAACUUUCAUCACAGCAAUAAAUUAGUGACGGAAAUUGUUACGAAAAUGUCCGGUGAAAACCUGGGCGAUGAAAUGAGUGAGAUUUCGAUAGACAGUGUCGCAGUGAACGAGGAAAUCGAAACCUUCGAGACGCAUACACUCGUGGAAGAAGAAGCAGGGGCAUCCACCCCGGUAGACUGCCAGGAGAUCCUCAUCGGCGAACUAUUUGAACGACCACCCUCCGUAGUGGAAGGCCACGUGGCAGACAGCGCUGGCUUUGUGUGCAACAUCUGUUCCAAGCGUUUCGAUGAACCACGAAAGUUGGUUCGCCACGUGGAAUGCCACAGCCGGCGGCGCUUCAAGUGCGAACAGUGUGGACUGUUUCUGAAAUCUCGGUCCAGUUUCAAUUCGCACCAACAGAGGCACCGGAAUGGGAAGCGAUUUCAGUGUGACGUCUGUGGCAAAGGGUUUGCGGCAGCCAGGGAUUUAAAAAAUCACCGAAAAGUUCACGACGCGCAGGCGGAACGGUUUCGAUGCGACGAGUGUGGGAAGGAUUUCGGUAGGAUCUAUUCACUGAUGGAUCAUAAAAGGUUACACAGUGGAAAGGAGGUAUUCAGCUGUGAUAAGUGCGAUAAGGUUUUCCCCAAGCGGAGAAAUCUCCUGUUGCAUGAGAGAUCGCAUUUGGUGGACGAAGAGGUGAGUUAAUAAAACCAUUUUGAGUGUAUUUU
Molecule: messenger RNA, 754 nt
Organism: Ochlerotatus camptorhynchus
Lineage: Eukaryota; Metazoa; Arthropoda; Insecta; Diptera; Culicidae
Product: gastrula zinc finger protein XlCGF7.1-like
Exons: 2
Coding region: 93-731 (212 amino acids)
Biological process (GO): regulation of transcription by RNA polymerase II
Cellular component (GO): nucleus
Molecular function (GO): RNA polymerase II transcription regulatory region sequence-specific DNA binding; DNA-binding transcription factor activity, RNA polymerase II-specific
Source: RefSeq, a predicted model, not a curated record